AUGGACCGCGACAAGGCGAACCUCGACCAGCUCGACCAGGCUGCCCUCGAUGCGGGCGAUCUUGCCGCGUUGGGCCAUGUUGAGACGCUCACUCGCAAGUUCGAUAUCUGGAGCAUGCUUGCUCUGUCUUUCUGUAUUCUCGGCACCUGGAGCACCUGCGCCCAAAAUCUGGCCAUUGGUCUUCUCAACGGCGGUCCGGUCGCUAUCCUUUGGGGCCUCGUCCUCGUCUUUUUCUGUAACCUGUGCGUCGCCCUAUCUCUCGGUGAGCUCUGCAGCAGCAUGCCUACAGCCCUCGGCCAGGCGUUUUGGAUCUCUCGUCUGUGGGAGACACCCUGGGGACGCCGUGCCUCGUACAUGUGUGCCUGGAUCAACACCUUCGGCUGGUGGACCCUCACUGCCUCCCAGAAUGCCUUCAUGACCCAGUUUCUCCUCGGCAUGAAGCUCAUGUUUGAUCCUGAGUGGGACGGCGCCAACAAGGGAUGGGUCAAGCUUCUCGUCUACGUUGGCAUCACUGUGAGCUUUAGUGCCUUCAAUCAUGUUGCUUGCCGCAAUGAAAAGGUCCUGCCCGGCUUCAAUAACUUUGUUGCCGUUGGUUUCGUUGUCCUCUUCUUUGCUCUGAUACUUGGCCUGCCCAUCGCCGUCGGCACCAAGCCUGAGCUGCAUUUCCAGAAAGCACACUUUGUUUUUGGCAGUUGGAUCAACAGCACCGGCUGGAACGACGGAGUCACUUGGUUUCUUGGUCUCGUCCAGUCAGCCUAUGGUCUUACCGCCUUUGACUCGGUCAUUCACAUGGUGGAAGAGAUUCCCAACCCCCGCAAGCUGGUGCCCAAGACCAUGCACAUGGCUGUUAUCUGCGGUGCCGUUUCGGGUUGGAUUUUCCUCUGCGUGUGCCUCUUCUGCGUCCAAAGCAUCGAAAACCUCCAGGAGCCGGCCUCAGGCCAGACUUUUAUCCAGCUCAUUCAAGACGUCAUGGGCCUCAAAGGCGCCGCCGUGUUUGUCGCCUUAUUCACUUUUAAUGGCAUGGGCCAGGGCAUUAGCAUCAUGACUUCUGCUUCGCGACUUACCUGGAGUUUUGCCCGAGACGGUGGCAUUCCUUUUGCUCGCUACUUUUCCCACGUCGACGAGUACUGGAUGAUGCCCGUGCGCGCCCUGUGGCUGCAAACUGCCAUAACGUCUGUCGUCGGCCUCCUAUACCUCUUUGCCGAUACCGUUCUGCAGGCAAUUCUGAGUGUCAGCACCAUUGCCCUCACCAUCUCCUACGCCAUGCCCAUCGUUGCCCUCAUGCUUGCUGGCCGCGAGCGCCUCCCUCCCGGCGGCACCUUGCACCUCGGUAAAUGGGGACCGACCCUCAAUUGGAUCUCGCUCGUCUACUGCACAGUGUCGACCGUCUUCUUCUUCUUUCCCUCGGCACCCAACCCGAGCAUCGCCGACAUGAACUGGGCCAUUGCCGUUUUUGGCAUCAUGCUCGUCGUUUCCAUCAGCUUCUGGUUCCUGCAGGGCAGACGCACCUACAUGGAUACGCAGGACCUGCCCGAGACCAUCCUGUACGCAGAUGCAGCCCACUCCCCUACGACUGCGCACUUCAUAGCCAGCCAUCCUGACGAUAAGAAACCGAUCUAG
Messenger RNA from Beauveria bassiana ARSEF 2860, 1620 nucleotides. RefSeq names its product amino acid permease family protein. Gene Ontology annotation, molecular function: transmembrane transporter activity. Gene Ontology annotation, cellular component: membrane. The record is from RefSeq and is a predicted model, not a curated record. The transcript has a single exon. Lineage: Eukaryota; Fungi; Ascomycota; Sordariomycetes; Hypocreales; Cordycipitaceae. Bases 1 to 1620 code for a protein of 539 amino acids. Gene Ontology annotation, biological process: transmembrane transport.